This is a messenger RNA of Penicillium samsonianum, 363 nucleotides long. RefSeq lists its product as uncharacterized. Lineage: Eukaryota; Fungi; Ascomycota; Eurotiomycetes; Eurotiales; Aspergillaceae. Bases 1 to 363 code for a protein of 120 amino acids. The record is from RefSeq and is a predicted model, not a curated record. The transcript has 2 exons.
AUGCGGAAGGCAGCAGGACGUAUGGUGGCUUCAUCUUUUUUUUCUUUCAAGGUAAAUAUGAUUCCACUCCGUCUUUCCUCGUUUCGACUCUAUACUAACCACAUGUCUUCCGGGGGAGGGGGGGGGGGGGGGGGGACGUCUCUGUCUGUGAUCGCGCGGAAGGCAGCAGAGUGUGUGGUGGCUUCGUCUUUCUGGUUUCAGGGUAAAUAUGACUCCACUCCUUUUUUCCUUGUCAUCUCAAGCUGCGUCUUCCAGGGGAGGAUGGCGAACGUCUCUGUCUGUGAACGUGCGGAAGGCAGCAGGACGUGUGGUGGCUCGCCUUUUUGGCGAAGGGAUGCGAGGGGUAUGGAGAAGAAAGGAUGA